GGAUCCGUGGAUUUCAUCGCGCCGCUGCCCUGCCCAUUCAAUUACGGCUCGGUCUCGUCGAUCCCAGCUCCCGACGGUGAUCCACUGGACGCCCUUGUUCUUGGCGAAAUCCUCCCAUACAAUGCCGCUACCACGCACCGGGUCGUGGGCGUCGUUCGAUUCACCGACGCUGGAUUCACGGACAACAAGCUCGUUUGCGUCCAGGCCGAUCGAAAUCUCAAGCGCAGGAAGGAGGAGCUCCUCUCAAUCUCAAUGUGGCGCAAGAAGAACUCCAGCGCCGCCGCCAAAGCCAUGAUCCGAGAAUCCAUCGACGACGAUCAUCUCCGGCUCCUCGAUUACUGCUCGCUCACCGCCUUCUUCGGAAUCUACGCGAUUUUCAAGCGGGGGCUCAAUGCAGCCAGGGGCCGUGGCGGCGAGACGGUGUUCCAUGGCGUGGAAAUCUUCCCUCCAUCGCCAUAGCUUCCUCCUCGCAUGACCCGGCACUUGGCGGGAUCUCGGCCGUCGGAUAUUUUAGGGUUUUUCUGUUUUGGUGGCAGCAUUCUCUCUGGAGGGGUAGCGAUGGCGUCCGCGAUGACGAGGUUGGGAAGGAGGGGGAUUGGCUCCGCGCGAUGGAGCUCCAUGGCCGUGGCUGGGCAGCAGAGCAGGGCCAGCCACAGCUUCACGCUCCCGGAUUUGGAUUACGACUAUGGCGAGCUGGAGCCGGCCAUCAGCGGCGAGAUUAUGAAGCUCCAUCACACUAAGCACCACCAGACUUACAUCACGAAUUUCGUCAAGGCGCUGGAGCAGCUGGAGCAGGCCGAGAAGGAUGGGAAUGCCGAGGCAAUCGUCAAGCUCCAGGGUGCUAUCAAUUUCAAUGGAGGAGGACAUGUGAAUCACUCGAUCUUCUGGAAGAACCUGGCGCCCUCAAAAAGUGGAGGUGGUGAGCCACCAGAGGGAAAGCUUGCUUCGGCGAUCAAGGACGAGUUUGGAUCGCUGGAGAAACUUAUCGCUAAGAUGAAUGCGGAUGGAGCUGCUCUUCAAGGCUCUGGAUGGGUGUGGCUGGGACUGAACAAGGAUCUCAAACAGCUUGCUGUGCAGACCACUGCGAAUCAGGUCUAUGACGGCGCGUUGUUUCCAGUCCUAGAUUUCUCUAAACUUUUAAAGUUGCAGGACCCUCUUGCGUCGAAAGGUCUUGUGCCUCUUCUGGGAAUUGAUGUGUGGGAGCACGCUUAUUAUCUCCAGUACAAAAAUGUCAAGCCGGACUACCUCAAGAACAUCUGGAAAGUGAUCAACUGGAGCGACGUUUCUAGCAGAUACGAGGCAAAUUUGUAGGUUUCUCUUGGUUUUCCGAGGUUUGUAUCAUCACACCAAAUAAGGAGAGUUUCUUCCACACAA
Messenger RNA from Selaginella moellendorffii, 1374 nucleotides. RefSeq names its product superoxide dismutase [Mn], mitochondrial. Gene Ontology annotation, molecular function: metal ion binding; superoxide dismutase activity. Gene Ontology annotation, biological process: superoxide metabolic process. Lineage: Eukaryota; Viridiplantae; Streptophyta; Lycopodiopsida; Selaginellales; Selaginellaceae. The coding region runs from base 472 to 1311 and encodes 279 amino acids. Gene Ontology annotation, cellular component: mitochondrion. The transcript is spliced from 6 exons. The record is from RefSeq and is a predicted model, not a curated record.